UAACAUUUUUCUAAAGGGAAAACACACAUAUACAUUUGAAUCUUAACAAAAUAACAAAAAAUAAUGUGAUGCUGGAUCAGUGACGCACCACAAAGCUGAAUUAUAAAUUCAUCCUCAGUUACUCAAAUCUCACCUUCAUAGCUCAUACCACUCUUGUGUAAUACUAUUUCUUUUCCUCCCUCAAACGUUGUUUCAUUGGUGUGACAGCAAUGGUGGUGAAGAAGCCACGAAUUGUGAUAAUUGGAGCAGGAAUGGCAGGCCUUACUGCUGCCAACAAGCUUCACAGUGUGGCUGCCUCAAAAGACUUGUUUGAGGUGUGUGUUGUGGAAGGUGGAAACAGGAUUGGUGGAAGAAUCAAGACGUCAGAGUUUGGUGGUGACAUGAUUGAGAUGGGUGCUACAUGGAUCCAUGGAAUUGAAGGUAGCCCAAUUCACAAAAUAGCCCAACAAAUCCAUGCACUUGAGUCUCACAAGCCUUGGGAGUGGAUGGAUGGGAAUGGAAAUGAAGCCACCACAAUUGCUGAAGAUGGCUUUGUGCUAGACCCUUCCUUUCUUCACCCCAUCAAGAAGCUUUUCAACAAUCUCAUUGAUCAUUUUCAAGGGAACAUGUCAACAACAAUAACCACCAAAGGUGAUUGUGGAAACCUUAGUAUUGGCUCUUUUCUUAAACAAGGCCUUGGUGCUUAUUGUGGCUCAUCAAAAGAGGAAGAGGAGCUCAAAGGGUUUGGAAAAUGGAACAAGAAGUUACUCGAUGAAGCAAUCUUUGCAAUGCAUGAGAACACACUGAGGACUCAUACAUCUGCUGCUGACUUGUUCGCUUUGGAUUAUGGUGCAGAAAGUGAAUACCAAGUGUUUCCGGGUGAAGAAAUCACAAUUGCUAAAGGCUACGUGAGCAUAAUGGAACAUUUAGCAUCAUUGCUACCACCUGGUUUAGUUCAGUUGGGUAGAAGAGUCACAAGAAUUGAAUGGCAGCCAGAGGGACACGAGCCUAUGAAUAUGGAAAAUGGAACCUGUUCCAGGCCUGUGAUGCUACAUUUCUGUGAUAGCUCUACUAUGUCUGCGGAUCAUGUCAUUGUCACAGUUUCACUGGGAGUGUUGAAAGCUGCAAUUCGUGGUGAUGAUUCGGGUAUGUUAAUGUUCCAUCCCCCUUUACCUACUUUCAAGGUUGAGGCUAUUUCAAGGCUUGGUUUUGGUGUUGUUAACAAGUUGUUUAUGCAAUUGAGCCCUCAACAUGAAAAAAGAGAUGAAAUUUCCAAAGGGUUCCCCUUUUUGCAUAUGGUUUUUCAUUCACCUCACUCCGAGUUAGGGCACAAGAAAAUACCCUGGUGGAUGAAAAAGACAGCAUCCCUUUGUCCAAUCUACAACCAUUCUAGUGUCCUCCUAGGUUGGUUUGCUGGGGAAGAAGCACUGGCACUAGAGUCACUCAAAGAUGAAGAGAUCAUUGAAGGGGUUUCAGACACAAUUUCAUGCUUCCUAUCUCAUUCACUUGUGUUUUGCAAUGGAAAUGUGGACUCUCAUAAAUAUGAGGUGAAAUUCAGCAAAGUGUUGAAGAGCCAAUGGGGAACAGAUCCAUUGUUUUUAGGGUCAUACAGUCAUGUGACAGUUGGAUCAAGUGGUGAUGAUUUUGAUACAAUGGCUGAGCCAUUGCCAAAAAGUGGCAGGCGUAGCCACUCUUGUGCUUCACCACAACUUCAAAUUUUGUUUGCAGGGGAAGCAACCCACAGGACCUAUUAUUCCACAACUCAUGGAGCUUACUUUAGUGGUCUUAGGGAAGCCAAUAGGCUUCUUCAACAUUAUUCAUUGUGUUAAGAUAUAUAAUAUAAUAACAACUUGUAUUUUACCCUUUCAUAUAUGUUAUCAUUAAUUUCUAUGAUAUUAUUCUUAUUUUUCUCCUUUGGGAAAUUAGUUAGUGAUUGCCAAAAAAUAUAAUUAGAUGAAAAGUGAGAUGAGGACAUUGAGGUGUAGAGUGAAGCCAAAAUAUCCCCAUAUUACUCUUUUCAUCUAUAGGUUGUAGUUUCUUUUUGUUUGAUAUCAUGUAAAAUCAUUGAAACAAACUACUAGGUGUCCUUUUACUUGAAUUCAGAAUCUGAUGCUUUAGAAACUACAUCCAUGAUAUGAU
Cajanus cajan (pigeon pea) is the source of this 2118-nucleotide messenger RNA. The record is from RefSeq and is a predicted model, not a curated record. NCBI's taxonomy places the organism in Eukaryota, Viridiplantae, Streptophyta, Magnoliopsida, Fabales, Fabaceae.